UUAUACAUAGCUAGAUGCGUCAAAAAUAUAGUGUAUCAAACAACACUGUAGAAAAUAAACGACAUUGAUUAAGUAACAUUUCACCAUGUGCCGCAGGAAACAACUACAUGGUCCAGCAGUCCAAUCGAUUAGCGACCAAUAACAGCGUGAGAUGCUGAGUCGUUCCGUAAAUCCCUCACUUCCUAGUCAAAGAUGGCGGAUGAGAGUGAGACAGCACCGAAGCCGGGGAAAGAAGAGGAGGUAGAGGUGGACCAUGGACAUUGCAGCGACUGCGAAAAUGAUGAACACCACGUCAACGACGGUGACAAGAGUACGGGGGAUGACAGCGGCACCAGGAAGAAGAAGAAGAAACAGAAGAGGAAAAAGGACAAAGCGGGGGGCAAGGACGCAGCUCAUGACCCACUAGCCAAGGUGAACUCUCUGCCGGCAGAAAAGCUUCAGGAGAUCCAGAAGGCCAUUGAGCUGUUUUCCGUGGGCCAGGGCCCUGCAAAGACCAUGGAGGAUGCCAGCCGUCGCAGUUACCAGUUCUGGGACACACAACCUGUCCCCAAAUUAGGUGAGCAGGUGACAUCACAUGGUUCCAUUGAGCCAGACAAAUCCAACAUCCGCGAGGAGCCCUACAGCCUUCCGCAUGGCUUCUCCUGGGACACCCUGGAUUUGGGGAACGCUAGCGUGCUGAAAGAGCUGUACACCCUGCUGAAUGAGAACUACGUGGAGGACGAUGAUAACAUGUUCAGAUUUGACUACUCCCCGGAGUUCCUGCUGUGGGCCCUGCGUCCCCCGGGCUGGCUGCCCCAGUGGCACUGUGGUGUACGAGUCAACUCCAACCAGAAGCUGGUGGGCUUCAUCAGUGCCAUUCCGGCCAAUAUCCGCAUCUACGACACGGAGAAGAAGAUGGUUGAGAUCAACUUCCUCUGCGUGCACAAGAAGCUGCGCUCCAAGCGGGUGGCGCCGGUCCUGAUCCGAGAGAUCACCAGACGGGUCAACCUGCAGGGGAUCUUUCAAGCUGUGUACACUGCAGGGGUGGUGCUGCCCAAACCUGUGGGCACCUGCAGGUACUGGCACCGUUCCCUGAACCCGCGCAAGCUGAUCGAGGUGAAGUUUUCGCACUUGAGUCGAAACAUGACUAUGCAACGCACCAUGAAGCUGUACCGCCUGCCUGAGACCACAAAGACACAGGGCUUGCGGCCCAUGGGCAGGAAGGAUGUGCCGGAGGUGCAACGCCUGCUGCUGGAGCACCUGCGGCAGUUCGACCUGGUUCCCCUCAUGAGCGCAGACGAGGUCGAGCACUGGCUGCUGCCUCAGGAGAACAUCAUCGACACCUACGUGGUGGAGAAUGAGCAGGGUGUGGUGACGGACUUCAUCAGCUUCUACACGCUGCCCUCCACCAUCAUGAACCACCCUGUGCACCACAGCCUGAAGGCGGCCUACUCCUUCUACAACGUGCACACCACCGCUCCGCUGCUGGACCUCAUGGGCGACGCCCUCAUCUUGGCCAAAUCGAAAGGGUUUGAUGUCUUCAAUGCACUGGACCUGAUGGAGAACAAGACUUUCCUGGAGAAGCUAAAGUUUGGCAUUGGGGACGGGAACCUGCAGUAUUACCUGUACAAUUGGAAAUGCCCCAGCAUGUGCCCAGAGAAGGUGGGAUUGGUGUUGCAGUGACCCUCUGGGACGGAAGCCAGACCAGGAGACAAUGCCAUGCACUGACUACCCAACUGAUGGACUGACAGGCCUUCUGCUGUGGAGAACCUACCCUCCAUUUUUAUUUUGAACUUUGACCUUGACCUGCACUGCCGCUGUUUUGGGGGACGGGAAAGUCCCCAUCCCUCCCUUCGCAUGGAGCUGAAGCCAUUACCUUGACCAUUCAGACAAUUAAAGCAACUGAAGACCAUCAUGAUUGUAAUACACGCGCACACACACACACACAUAUAUAUAUACAAGUGACAUAUUCUCAAAACAUACACUCAAGUAAUAUUUUUAAAAAUUCUCCACCACCACAAAUGCAUUCUAAAACCAUCUGUCAUUUAAUCCAGAGUAAGUUUUAGAUGAAAUUAAUAAAAAAAAGAAAAAAACAAACGCAAAAAGUAAAUAAAUAUCCAAAGUGGACAAAAGACCAGGGCUACUGUCAGUUUUAUUCAGUAAAAUUACUGUGACUUGAAAUUGCAAACUCUUUCAAACCUCCCACUUCCCUCUCUGCAUGUGGUAAGAAGGACGGAGAUGUUAUUGAAAAGGUGGAGGGAUCUUGGCUCCCUGCUGUAUGCCACUUCAUGGGACUCUGCAAUCUCUGGUACCACAGCUGCUGCAGCUUGGGAGAGGUGCUGCAUGAAACUAGCCCAGUGUAAACCAAAAAGUGUUCUUGGACCAGCAUGGACAGGCUGGCUUGAGCAUGGAGAAGGAGCAUACUGCUGGUAGAGAUGGUACAGAGGGGAUGGGAGGAUUGGGCAUUGGGCACUGCGAGAUAAAGGACACAUAACAGAUAACAAGAGAAAUGAGUGGGUGGGACAGAUUGCCAGUGGCACAAGCACUAAGGUGAAAAUGUUCCUUUUACACACAAGAGCAGAGAAAUGGGAAAUUCUGUGAAACUGGUCACACAGUUUUAUGGUGAAAAGGAGA
Messenger RNA from Megalops cyprinoides (Indo-Pacific tarpon), 2613 nucleotides. RefSeq names its product N-myristoyltransferase 1b (gene nmt1b). Lineage: Eukaryota; Metazoa; Chordata; Actinopteri; Elopiformes; Megalopidae. Gene Ontology annotation, cellular component: cytoplasm. The coding region runs from base 193 to 1662 and encodes 489 amino acids. The transcript has 12 exons. Gene Ontology annotation, molecular function: glycylpeptide N-tetradecanoyltransferase activity. The record is from RefSeq and is a predicted model, not a curated record. Gene Ontology annotation, biological process: N-terminal peptidyl-glycine N-myristoylation.